This is a messenger RNA of Choloepus didactylus (southern two-toed sloth), 2931 nucleotides long. RefSeq names its product interferon regulatory factor 1 (gene IRF1). The record is from RefSeq and is a predicted model, not a curated record. The transcript is spliced from 9 exons. Gene Ontology annotation, biological process: immune system process; regulation of transcription by RNA polymerase II. Gene Ontology annotation, cellular component: nucleus. The coding region runs from base 955 to 2010 and encodes 351 amino acids. Gene Ontology annotation, molecular function: RNA polymerase II cis-regulatory region sequence-specific DNA binding; DNA-binding transcription factor activity, RNA polymerase II-specific. NCBI's taxonomy places the organism in Eukaryota, Metazoa, Chordata, Mammalia, Pilosa, Megalonychidae.
CUUUCCCCGCGGGGGGUACCGGCGGCGUCGAACAAAAGGCGCGCGGGGCACCAGGAAGUAGGGGCCGAACACCCGAGCGAGGAGACUCGCGGGCGCGCGGUGUUGCCUGGCCCCCGCGCGGACUCGGGAGGGCGCUGGAAGAGUGGCGAGUGGCGGUGCGGGGAGGGCGAGAUACAUCGUGGCCCGCCCACCCCGUGGAGGUUGCGGCGCCUAGCCGCUUUCGCAGGUCUGUGUGCGCGAAACUGCCCCGGGCAUCUGGGUGACCCGGUAUGUUCGUCGCGCGCAUCCACAUGCGGUGCCCGGGACUCGAGUGUACGCCCGCGGCUCCCAGCUCCGGCUUUGGCGGUCUCAGCUCCGCUCUCAGGCCCCAGGCUUUCGGGCCCCUUGUGCUGGUGGCGGAGGUUGGAGCUUGUACCCGGCAGGAGGCGGCGCCACAGGUGUUCCUUGGGUCACUUCGCUCGGGGAAGGGAGUUGAGGGAAGAAGACGGGAAGCCAGGCGGGAAGAAUUAAUGUCCUGGCUUGAACGCCGUGGCUUGCAGGGAGACGCAGAAUGGGUUUUUGGAGCAAAUGUCCAGGGCACAGGUGCUACUUGCCCAUGAGGGAAGGUGCACAGCUAAGUGGCAACAGUCCAAAUCAGAGAAAUUUCUUGGCAUCAAGCAAAAGAAUCCUCUCCCUUCCCAAAGGAUUUGAAUUCGGGGAGAAAAGUUUCAGUAUUGAGAUAUCCGUGUAUUUUGUCUCUUUUCCUGCACUUGAAUCCUGAGCUUGCCUGUCUCUGCGAUUGGUGGGAGGCGGUAGUAAAUGGCAUAAGUGCUUUUGUCACAGAUGUUGAAAAACUUGGGGGCAGGGCAGUUUUAUUCCAGCACAGAUGACCUCCCUAUAACUGUGGUGCCUGAUACCAGUCCCAAGGGUUCCAAGAGUGUGUGAGAGAAGGGGAGGGUAACUGCAUGAACUCUGAUGGGGCAGGACAGUUCCCAGGAGCUGCUCAACAGACUCCAAACAGGAGCCCUCUGUCUUCUCUUCACAGCCAACAUGCCCAUCACUCGGAUGCGCAUGAGACCCUGGCUAGAGAUGCAGAUUAAUUCCAACCAAAUCCCGGGGCUGAUCUGGAUUAAUAAAGAGGAGAUGAUCUUCCAGAUCCCGUGGAAGCAUGCUGCCAAGCAUGGUUGGGACAUCAACAAGGAUGCCUGUCUGUUCCGGAGCUGGGCCAUUCAUACAGGCCGAUACAAAGCAGGGGAAAAGGAGCCAGAUCCGAAGACGUGGAAGGCCAACUUUCGCUGUGCUAUGAACUCCUUGCCAGACAUUGAGGAGGUGAAGGACCAGAGCAGAAACAAGGGCAGUUCAGCUGUGCGGGUGUACCGGAUGCUCCCACCCCUCACCAAGAACCAGAGGAAAGAGAGAAAGUCCAAGUCCAACCGAGAUGCUAAGAGCAAAGCCAAGAGGAAGUCGGGUGGGGAUUCCAGCCCUGAUACCUUCUCCGAUGGACUUAGCAGCUCCACCCUGCCUGAUGACCACAGUAGCUACACAGCUCAGGGAUACAUAGGGCUGGACUUGGAGGUGGAGCAUGCCCUUACUCCAGCGCGGUCACCAUGUGCCAUCAGUAGCACUCUACCCGACUGGCACAUGCCGGUGGAAAUUGUCCCCGACAGUACCAGUGACCUGUACAACUUCCAGGUGUCUCCCAUGCCCUCCACCUCUGAAGCUGCAACAGACGAGGAUGAAGAGGGAAAAUUACCUGAGGAUAUCAUGAAGCUUCUGGAGCAGUCAGAGUGGCAGCCAACAAGUGUGGAUGGGAAGGGGUACCUGCUCAAUGAACCUGGGGUCCAGCCUACCUCUGUCUAUGGUGAUUUCAGCUGCAAGGAAGAACCUGAAGUUGACAGCCCUGGGGGGGAUAUUGGGCUGAGCCUACACCGGGUCUUCACAGAUCUGAAGAACAUGGACACAAGCUGGAUGGACAGCCUGCUGACCCCUGUCAGGCUCUCCUCCAUCCAAGCCAUUCCUUGUGCACCAUAGCCAGGCUCCUGGUCUCCUUUUGCUCUCCUGGGAAAGCAGUACCUGGCACCAUGGUGGCUGUUGUGCAGAGAAGCAGGACUCCAGUGGGCCUCUUGACGUGGCAAUGUGUGACCCCACUGCUCAGCAGGGAUGGGGCCUCCCUCCGUGGGUCAGUGGGCCGCUCAGGGCCUGUCGGGCCAGGAUCUGGGCUCAUCUUUUGGGGUAAAGCUGGCCCUGCCUCCCAGGAAGAUGGAGUUCUAAGAUUGGUGUGUCAGGUGGAAGACUCAGACAGGAGUCAGCCUCUAGCUUUUCCCUUUGAGCCCUGGAGACUGGAGAGAGUCUCACUGUCAUUGAGCUGGCUUGAGGGGACAGACUUCAUUAAAGCCUAGCACCAUUCCCAGGGCUGGCUCUGCACUAAGAGAUAGUUGCACUAAGUGAAUCCUGUUUCCAAAGACCUGCCUGCCUUCCCAGCUGAGUUGGGAACUGUUCCAAAGCCAGUGAAAUGUGAAGGAAAAAUGGGAGUCCUUUUGGAUAGUGCUCCUUUGGUCUCAGGAGCACUGCCAUGCUCCCUGCUCAGGCUGAGGGGCUUGGGAUAAAAACAUGGCACUUUUUCUUGUGGACCUUGCCACAUUUCUGAUCAGAGAUGCACACUAACGUUUCCCCCAAGCUCUUGGCCUUUGCAUUUAUUUAUACAGUGCCUUGCCCUGCGCCUGCCCCACCCCCUCAGGUCCCAAAGCCCUCAGCAGGCCCAGGGAGGAAAGUGCAAACGCCUUGUGUGACUUAAAAUUGGAAACAUCAUCUAACCACUAAGUCCUGUGUGAUCACAGACAUACAUGUGUGUAAAUAUGUAAAUUUUCUUUUCAUAAAAAGUUAAUUGUUUACAAGGGGUGUGACCGUUUUUAGAGAGAAAUUAUAGAUUAUUUUACUUUUUAUGGAAACAGA